Messenger RNA from Stylophora pistillata, 1166 nucleotides. RefSeq lists its product as uncharacterized. Lineage: Eukaryota; Metazoa; Cnidaria; Anthozoa; Scleractinia; Pocilloporidae. The record is from RefSeq and is a predicted model, not a curated record.
UCCAUGUUGGUUAAUUUCUGACAUGCGUAGUUCUCUUCUCCAGAAGUUUAUUUGGAAUGGCCCUAUAUCACAAAAUGUUAGUCUUAGGACCAUUAGUAAUGUGGAAAAGUUUUAUACUUUUAUCAUAAAAUUGAACAAUUUUGGUCGAUAACCGCUAGACUACCUGAGAACCAUCCAGGGUAAAGAUAUCAAUAGACGAGUAGUUUGUGCUGCUUUUGAGAUGGGAAUUGGUAGAGAAGGGGUGGCUAAGCUAUGUGAAAUCCUUAACAUGCCAUUCAGCAUUUCCAUAGACACUUGGUAUAACCAUGAGGAAAUUCUUCAUGCUGCACACAACAAAGUCACCAAGGAGCAGCUUAAAGCCAAUGCAAAUGAAGUAAAACAAGUCGCAAUAGAUGAAGGAACCUCAAGAAAUGAUAAGAGUUCUAUUGUUGAUAUCCCUGUCACCUUUGAUUGCACUUGGUCAAAGAAGGGUUUAACUGCUAAUCAUUGUGUUGGCUCAGCCUGCAAAGACAAGCCUCAUCAUCUGGAUGCUGUCUUCGAAGAGCCAUUGCUAAAGAUUUGUGAAAGAUUAAGGGGGCCAGCAUUGUUGCAAAGGUGUUUUCCUGGCUACACACAAUGCCAAUGAAUCUAUCAAUUCUCUUGUUUGGAAAGUGUCCAAAGCACAAGUGGCAUGGAUCAAAGACAAUAGGAAUGGUGGCAAAUGCUGCUUCCCUUCAUUUUAGUUGUGGCGCAACUAAGAAACAUGAUGUUGUGAGGGAAGCAGGGCUUGCUGUGGGACAGCAUACCAACAGAGCUAGUAAAAGAAGAGACUCAGGAAGAGUAAAACAGGCUGUGGAAAGAGUGCAAGAAAAGCACAAGAAAUAUAGGCUUGCAAGGAAACAAGCAAAAGCAAAAGAAGAAGAACUUCAAGUCAGGAGAGAAGGAACGACAUAUGAAGCAGGUGGUUUUAAUGACAUUGCUCCUGUCAGAGCCUCAAAAGAAAAAAAGGAACAAGUAGAGACAGUUGGGAUAGAUGUGAGCAGUGUAUCAAUGUAAAUUUGUGAGUUUAAGUAAGUCAAGCGGCUCUAAGUAGCAUCUGACUAUAUUGCUCAUUUUCAACUUGUGUUUCUCAAAUUAUGGAAACUUUGUUGUUUUCGGACUUGCCCCUUAAAAUAUCUUAAGAGCAU